This is a messenger RNA of Pocillopora meandrina, 9254 nucleotides long. The record is from the annotation of a GenBank genome assembly. Lineage: Eukaryota; Metazoa; Cnidaria; Anthozoa; Scleractinia; Pocilloporidae.
CCGGAGAAAUGGUGGACUUUGGAUGGCCUUGUGAUUGAUGAACUGGCGUUGUUUUUACAUUCGCAAUGAGUUUUGUCACCACAGUAGUUCUAAUUCUUUUCGGAUUAUAUAUAGUUAACAGUGUUUAUGUUAUUUAUAACCUUUUUCACGUGCCGACGUGCCAGGGAGGCACAAGGCAAUGCCUUAAACCUCAUGGUAUUAUAAACAAAAAGUUAGAGGUAAGUUAGCUAAGUGGCAUUUUGUAGGGAGAACAUUUUGUUCCACGGUAUAAUUAAUCCAAAAAUUGAUAUUUGAAGUUUUAUUUCUUAUUACUUUAAUUUUUGUGGGAUAAAGCCCCUUUCACUUUCUCUUCGAUAUCAAAAAGCUUUUUCAUUAAACGAUCCCAAAGAAAGGGGGGGAGGAGGGAGUAGGGAGGUAGAAGACGUUCAUCUUGUAGGUCAGGAGUACACAGCAGUUGGAGAAUUUUCUGCUUUUAGAAGUAAAUCUGUAUAUUUUGAAAAUAUUUCUCAGUAUGAAUGUUCAGGAUGAAGAAAUUUGAAAAGAAGCCAGUUGGGGUUUUAAAAUUUAAUUGUACUCUGUUUCAUAACAAAAAAUUUAAAAUGACUAGAAUUAUAAAGGUCACUGUAAAAACUCUGGCAACGUUCAGAAAAAAAUUAUUUUGCCCAGUAUUAGAGGAAAUUUAUAGAUUGGUGAGAAAAUCAUUCCUUGUAAUCAUUUACAUUUCAGGCCUCUUUCAACUUGUUGAAUUUAUGUUAACUUUUGAUGUUUAUACUUGCAGAUAUCAAUUUAUACAUCACUUGAAGAAAAAAUACAGAACAUCAACAAGAGAAAUUCCAAUUUACUUUGGAAAAGUGAUAGUUUUAGUGUGUCAAAUCAGUUCACAGAGUAAGUUAAAUAUUUGCCAUUCAGGACAGAUCAAACUUUAAUCACUGCAAACCCUAGAAUUUCACGGUAACAAUUAAUUCUGGUGAUGUGUCGUUACCAUGUUCUCAAAAUAGUAAGUAUGGAAAAGUAGUUUUCCACUGACAUAUUCAGCCUUAUGGAUUAAAAUUCAAAUGUCCCAUUUUUACUCCGUUAAUAUUUUUAGCAGUAGAGCAAUUCCUUUGUUCUACAUUAAUUUUACUUGUAUGCAAGAUCAGUUGUUUAUCUUCCCUUUUCUGUCAUCAUGUUCCCAUGGUGGAUUGCAUUUUACCAGAGGGGAUGGCCCAUGUGUUCAGUAAUCUCUAUGGCUUUCAGUGCAUUGAUACUUCAAAUGACAUUGACUAUUUUUGUUAUAAAAGUAUACAAUAUACAAGUUCCAUUUCACAUUGACAACAAUAGAACAUCCUGUUUUUGAAAGCAAAAUAUAUAUAAAAAGUAGUUUCUUAUUAAUUUUCAUGGAAGCAAAAAAUAGUUACUGAUGGAUUCUUGUGAUCUCUGAGCACGGAUCCAAACAAUUGUUCUCCAUGGGAUUUGAAAUCUAAGGGGUUGCACUGCAUAAUGACUUGACAUGACAUGACAAUUACACUGACCAACAAGUUUUCACUUACUGUAAUAAUUCAACAUCACUUGACCCUUUUUGAUCAGUUAUGCCCAGGUUGUUGAAAUGGUCAGCCUAUCACUUAAAAUUAAAAUUUUGAAGAAUUCCCUAUUGUGGACAAAAGACUUUGUAGCUUAUGUCUGGUCAUUAUCUUCAUACAUUGUAAAUUCAAUUUAGAAUUCUUGUACUUGCAGAUCAAUAAAUGCAAAUAUACCAAAUGAAACAAGAAACAAUGGAUCACUUUAUGCUCACAUAUAUGUUUAUCAAGCUGGAGUUUCCCCUUUUGAGAGUGAAUAUGUAUCACAUGCCUCAGCUCCUCUGACAAUGUAUUCGCUGCCUCGAGAUGAAUCUAUUAACCUUCUCUCAACGGAAAAACCAAAGGUGAAUCAAGUUACUCUGUUAUUUGCCACCAGUUGUUAACUCAGUGAUUAAAUUAGUUACUCCACUUCUGGUAAUGUUAGACUCAAAUAUAUUGAUGGAUAUAUCAAUCUGUAAUUAUCAACUGUUUUCUUGGACCUGGCUGAUUAGUUUGGUUGUUUGUCUUCUUGUUGUGUUCCAUUUUGUGAAAAGCCUAUACACAUUUAUUUUUUAUCUUUAAUGUUAAAGUUUUUACACAUCUGAUCUCUCUUUGGUUAUCACAUUCUAAGCACAACAAACUUCUUUCUGUCUGAUAAAUGAAUUUGUUUGGCAUGUAAAAAAUGUUCAUUUGAAAAAUAUAAGAAUUUAUUAUGUUAUUUUGUUUGUUUUGUAUCUUCUUCUUGAUGCUAACUAUAUAAGUGACCAUACUCAUUUUGUUUUUAUGCGAUGAAUUCAAUAGCACUUUUGUUAUUAUGCAGAAGUCUAGUGUUACUUCGAAUGAGAUUCCAGUAACCCACUGGAAGCCCAUCCUGAAUUUUCAUGUUCUGAAUGAAAAAGUUGAAUUUGAGAGACAAGCCAUUCCCAGUGAGAUCUACCCUUUCAUCAGGUAUGAUUGACAUUCCUCCAAUGUAGAUAAGAAAAUUCUUGAAUGUGUAUAUCACAAGUGUACCUCUAUGUUUAGUUAUAAAUGGAGUCCUUCUGAUAGACUGUGACAUUUAGUAGAAGAAAAGACAUGUGGUAAAAGAAAAAAAAAUUGGUCAAACAGGUAUACUAUAUGGCAGAUCAGUGAUGUCGAUUAAAAUCUUCUUAAACUACCCCAAAAUGCUCAUGUUCAUUUUUGUUGUUCUUGCUGAUAGAUUAGCUCCUAACAAAGAAUACCUUCCUGUGCUAUACAUAGACCAGCUUGGUGUGAUUUAUAGAUAUCUUAAGGUACGUUGUUAGUCAGAAUAAAUGCUUAUGUCAUUUGGGUGCUCACUUGUUUACCACUGGCCACUGUUCCAAUAUGGCUGACUGUUAAAAAUUAUCUAGAGAACACUGGGGAUGACUGGAAAUAGACCAAGAAAGGAGUAGCAUUGAUCCAAUUUGCUUCAUGCAUAGUACAGAAAUCAGGAUAAAUCCUGGUUAUUGUGCAUGUGUCCCAAGCAAGUCAGAGUAAAUCUUCCACCUCAUUUACAACCAACCCUUUAACCCCCAAGAGUGAUUAGCAUAUAAUUUCUCCAUACAUUAUUAUUGCCGAAGCAAACACUAAAGUUAUGAGAGUGUAGGAGAUGGUAACCACAUUAGGAAGCUCUUAAUUAUUGGACAAAUUCUUCUAGACAGUACCAUAGGAAAUGUAUAAAGAAGAGUAACUGUAGAGAAUACACAAACUAAUGUAAUGGAAUAUAGGCUUAAACAUGAAAUUUCUUUUUCACAGAUUGUGAAGUUGAGCUGCAUGACUUGUAUUUCUGUUAAUUUCCCCACAGCCUGUGAACAAAAGCAGCAGUGAGAUGCAGCUAAAGAUAAACUACGCACCUAUUUCUCUUGGCAAGCUUCGUAUAUGGUCAUCAGUUCACCAUUCAUUAAAAUCAAUGAAGGAUUUAGGUAUGAAUAAAAUUACAGGUGCAAUAUGGAUGAUCAUUCUCCAAAACUUUCUUUUGGCUGCUACAGAUGUAUCAGUGACUUACAAAUUUUUAAUGGAAAUACAACUCUUGUGAGAAAUACUUUGAUUGACUUGUUAUGAGAAAAAAGAUUUUGUCAGACAAGACAGAUUGCUGCAGACAACACUUCUUGUUGAAGAGGGAAGAUGUAUGUAAUAAAAUUGUAUAUAAUUAUUUUAAGUACUGACAGCAUUGUUCAGUUGGUGCAAAAAAACCUUAUGUUUCUGGUUAAUUUAAGGAUUUACUGACAAGGAUUUGGAUGAUGUCAGAGGAAUUUUCACAGACACAAAUCUCUUUCUUCUGGCUCUUACCUUUGGAAUAACAGUUCUCCAUGUAAGUUUUACAUGAUCCCUUUAACUCCCAUUAUCUCAUUAGAAAUUCUCCUUACUGACUGCCAAAUAAUUCUCAUUAUGUUAAUUUGGAGAAUUUGGUAUUGGAUCUAUUAGUAAUCUAAGUUUAUUCUUAUCACUUGUCUGCAUGAUAUUGUAUUGAUAUAGUAAAGAGAAAUUCUGUCUUGGUCACUCACGGGAGUUAAAAGGUUAUGAGCAAAUGUUUACUUUUGUAAGCACAGUUGCAGAACCUUAACCUAAAGGAUUGCCAUGUGGUGUCUCAAUCAGUUUAAUUGCUAAAAAUUUCAAUGAGAGAGAGAGCCAUGAACAGACCUUGCACAAAAGUUAUGACUACACUAAAAUUUUAUAAUAAUGAAUCAAAUCUUUCAAUGGAAAGGAUUCAGUGUACCGUUCUGUGCUCGGAAUUUUAUGGAAUGUGUACAGAAAACAACCAUGAAUAAUCGUGUUCAUUUGUGAGACAGCAGUGUGAAAUGUUGUUAUUUUCUUUUGUAGCUUCUGUUUGACUUUUUAGCCUUUAAGAAUGAUAUAAAUUACUGGAAACACAGGGACAGCAUGGUUGGCUUAUCAAUGAGAACCGGUAAGGAAUCAUCUAUUCUUGACAAGCUUGGGCGAGGAAAGUUUUGCUUAGCAUAGUACUUGUAGACAGAAAAUUGGGCAAUUUGUGCCAUUGUCGCUUAUUUGACACAUUUGUCUAGAUAAAACAACCAAUGAAUAGUUAAUGGCUGUAUUAUUUCCACAUGCAUACUCGGGAAGUAGCACCUGAUAGGUGUUAGUGCCAAACAAGAUCGUUGUCUAUAGCUCUGUCUUCACAGUAGCCUCAAAGUAUUUUAAUAAAGUAAAGUGAUAAAAGUUUUUUGCAAAUGCUGUGUUAUUACGAUGUUGAUGGUUUCUAUCCCUUUCCAGUCAUUUGGCGAUGUGUGAGCACAUUUAUAAUCUUCUUGUACCUGAUGGACGAGCAAACAAGUCUACUUGUUCUUAUCCCAGCCGGGAUCGGUGUACUCAUUGAAGUAAGUAUUUGAUUUAUCAUGAGGCAAAUCCGAGGCAAGCGUGAAAGGCACGCGUGUAAAGCGCGUGCGCCUAGUGUUUGCCUCCCUUUACUUAAAAACACCAAAGAGAGCACUCACGUUCCGCAGGCUAGUUGGAACCUAAGCCAUUUUUAUUACACGAGUUGCCUAAUAAACUCGUGUCUUGAACUCAUAGCAUUUUGAAUCCCUAAUUUCUCUUUCACCGAGCUCUUUCAUCAGUCUGAAUUCAAAUUUUUAUACGUUUUUGAUUAAAUGAUUAAUUACACAACUACUUGCAGUUAGCUGACAGAAAAAUAUGCAUAACAUAAUGUGACAUAACGAUAUUUUAAUGUUUACUAGCUGUGAUCUCAUUCCUUUAGGGAAGACAAACAACUCAAAAAAAUUUUCCUUGUUUCCAACAAGUGGCUUCAUAGCGGUGUUGGUAGCAGUGCCCCCUAGACCUAUACUUGGCAUGUUCGGUUCAAUCCCCGUUGAAAUACAAAUCUUCUCAAGUUAUUUUGUCUUCGAUUACUUAAUGUACCUUCUUUCAACCUUUAAAGGUAAAUUCGCAACUUGAAGACAGCGGCUUGUUAUCGAGCCUAGAGUGCGGGUAUAAAUUAAGUUUCCCUCUAGCGUCAAGAUCUAAUGAGCAUAAGCUACGAAGUUUUUUCCUUUUAGAUACUAACUGGUUUCGCUUCCUUAUCUUCUUUUCAUGAAGGUUUGGAAGGUUACCAAAGCAUUCAAAGUCAACAUCAAAUGGGAGAAAGGUGCAAGACCUUCUGUACAGGUGAAUAAAUGAAGACUGACUCUUUGCCCACUCUCUUCCCUUUCAUCCGCCCACUAAAGUGGACACUAAUUGGUAAAAAUAACAAGAGAUUUUGGCAACUGAAAAAGACCUGAAAUUUUAUCGGGCACACACACAGUAAUGCACGGCCCGCUAAGUGGACCAAUCAAAGCACUUGUAAUAAUUUAGAGAUUUGAUAAUAUGAUUUAUACAACGUGAAUGUAAAUUAAAGAAAUAACGCCAGUUAACGUUCUUUCCUUAGUAAAACUUAAUUUCGGCAGAUAGAGUUAGUUCUCAUUGCGACCUUUUCUUUUCUUUCGAAGUUUGGACAACGGACUUCUAAAGAGAAAGAAACUGAGGAGUUUGACAGCGAGGUAAGGCAGAACGAUGAAUAUCAUACAGUGAAGUACAGGUAUGAAGAAUUGUCUACACGCACUUACAUGUAGUUUUCCAAUUUCCAAAUAAGUGUUGAUAUAACCUAGCGAUCCACUAGUUGUCUUCGCAGCUGUACUCUUGGCUGUCACGCGUCGCUCUCCCCAAUCCACCGAGGGGACUUUGCGUGACUUCCCAAGGACGACAGUGAUUAGAAUCCCAUCCAGAAGAAGUAAAAUGAACACGUCUUCUCGUGUCAUGCUGUAGAAAGCGGGAUAAGCUCCGGAAGUCGUAUAGGGACCAAGAGCGUGAUCUUACCUUUGUACAUCCACAGAAAUAAUGUUAAAUAUUGUUAGUUUAUAUUUUAGGUCAAGCUGUGAGAUGUGAGCUGAUGAUUGAGAUUCGAUGGACCAACUAGAACGCUAUAGACACAGUAUGUGAUACUAGGAGUUUCACAGAAUUCUGCAUUGUUUCAUUAUUUUCUCUUGUUUUGUUUUGCUUUGUUUUUCAGGCCAUGCGUUACAUUUCUUAUGCACUAUACCCUCUGGUGAUAGCUGUAGCUGUAUAUUCACUUCUGUACCAACCACAAAAAAGGUAGAGUGAAAAAAGGGAAGUGGAUUGUUAAAUGCCAGGGGUGAAUGAAUCAAGUUUAAUUUUUGUGGAGACCUCGCCGAUCUUUGAAAACAGUAAAUGUGUAUUGGACUUGUCUAAUUUUACGUAUUAACGCUUUACACCCUAACAUCAUUAUGCAUAUUCUCCGUACUGUUCUCUGUACAUUUCGUAAGGUGCUAACAGUGAGAAUUUGUGUAAUAAUCGAGAGCUUCUUUCUUUGAUCGUUUCCUUAAUUCUUGUGACCUAAAUGUUUGAUUCAGGGGUGAUAUUGUGAGGAGAAAUUAGAUGCUAGUCACUCCCGUGAGUUAAAGGUUUAAAUGAUUUGACUUUGCUUAUUUCUCCAUGUAGUUGGUAUUCCUGGAUUGUGCGCAGUCUUGUCAAUGGUUAGUAUAGCCAGAAUAUGAUAUUUGAUUCUCCCCUCUAGCUGCUAAACCCUUCCUUAUAAAUAAGUGUGGAGAAUUUGGUGUUAGAUUAAGAUAACAACUCUUACACGAUUAAUUUGAGCAUUGCCAAGGGAGAAGUUAAACGCCAAUCACUUCUUGUAGUUUAAGGGUUAAGUCUCAUUUAGUGACUACGUCUCGGUAGUCUGAGUUGUUUUGGGAGACGUGUUAAACUCCAUUUGACCUGGGGUUCCCUAAAAAGCUCACAACAACUUCUAACAAGGGUAUUUUUUAUUAUGUUUGUUGAUAGCGUCUUGUUUGUCUUUGCUUCCUUGUAGGCGUCUAUGUGUUUGGUUUCUUGUUCAUGUUGCCUCAGCUAUUUGUAAACUACAAGGUAGGUGGGAAAAGAAAGGGCAUUCUUUUUACUGUGACAAAGUAGGAGCGAGUGUGGUUGGUCUUAGUUUGCACCUGAAUGCUUGGAAAAGUUGCGGAAGUUUCGGAGACCAACCGUAGAGCAUAGCGAAGUAAAAACAAUAGGUACUUCCGACUAAGUGAAAAUUGAAAAUUUGUCAUAAACAUAUAGGGGCAGCGAGACUUUCGUGGGAUCUUACAUGAUCAAGAGGUGCCGGCCAUGAAUUGAAUUAUUGGUAGGGGAAAACCAAUCAGGAAUAUUACUGAUCGUCAUAAUUUUUUCUUUCAGCUUAAGUCCGUGGCACAUCUACCUUGGAGAGCUUUUAUGUACAAGGUACUUCGUUUUGUUUGUUGUGGCCUGCAGACAACGAUUGAAUAAUAAAUUGUGAAGUCUUAAUGUUCUCUGGGGCAUUUUUUUCUGCAGUUAUGGUAGAAUUCUCCAGUGGAAUUAAUGAUUCGUUCCUUUCCAGCAGUUUCAUGAGGUGCUAGAUGCCCCAAGCCCCAAGCCUGUUCAGGUGUUUUUCUUUCCCUGACUGAAACUCUUCAAAGUAUCCAAAGCUAAAAGUUGCGGCAACAAGUGUCGUCGAAAAAGUUAUCUCGAAGCUUAUCCUAUCAAUUUCUCCGGCUCAUCUCUAGCGGCAUCGCUCUCUGGACCCUUGAAAUAGAAUCUUUGUCUUCGUAUUUUUUUUAGAAAAGUCGACUCUUUUUUUUUUUCAUCCUACUACUUCCGUUUCACCCAGUACCUCCCAGGUUUAUUUUUAUUGCUUGCUUUCUUCAUUCAUUUCCCUUGUCAUUUCCCUUCUCUUCACUGUCUCUCAUUUGAUUGCAAACAUUGUUUAUAGCUAAAGUUAUGUUUGAUUACAUAUUACAGGCGUUCAACACAUUCAUCGAUGAUGUGUUUGCUUUCAUUAUUGUGAUGCCAACCGCCCACCGUCUGGCCUGUUUCAGAGACGACGUUGUUUUCGUUAUUUACCUCUACCAGAGAUGGUAAGCACUCCUCUAAUAUCUCCUUUAUCCUUGCUUUCUCUUGGAUUACUUUUGCAUCUUUUGCGUUUGUAUUUCUUCCCGAAGUCAUAUAUUGUAAACCCCUUUAAGCUGAGGGUCAGCCCUGCAUAUGACUCAGCUUAGUUGAAAGUAAAAUUCAAAGCAUAUUGGUCUGCAGGUUGUACCCAGUCGAUAUGAAGAGAGUCAACGAGUUUGGUGUGUCAUACGAAGACCAGGGAGAAGAGGACAAGCCUCACAAAGACUAGCUAUUUCGUUAAUACUACAAAUGAUAACUGAUAAUUCUCGUAGUUAGCACAAAAUAAAAUGCAAAAUUUUAAAACGGGAACUUGCCCAAUGACAAAUGCUGCCAUUAAAAACAUGGGCAAUCAUCGUCUUCAGUAUCGCUGAGUAGGCUCCGGGUAUCCUUCACAGCCGUUGUUUGAUCUUGUCAUGCAACGUAGGAGUGGGCCUAGUGUGACGAGAUAUAAGAAAGACUGGGAAAAUAGCAAGUAGCGUCCACACGGUUGUGCGAAGUACAUUAAGGGUUUGGAGGUGGGAUCAUUCUCAGGGGAAGUAUGGCUACAGUACGUGCACGGGCUGACAUGAGAAGAAAGGCUCGAGGUGAAGCCCUACAACAAGGAUGAUCUCCAAGCAGACUUGGUUGAGCGGAAAGAGAGGUACUUCACCCACUACUCCGCCCUCCCCCGCCCCUUUAUCAUUGCUAUGACUACUACAGUGUGUACCAACACUGCUACAGCAACAAACAUGAGAAUGAAAUUAAUUGAGUGAGGGACUGGUUAUAAGAUAACAAAUCGGUUUGGUUGUCUUUUGGCAAAAGACGAGA